Molecule: messenger RNA, 3321 nt
Organism: Leptonychotes weddellii (Weddell seal)
Lineage: Eukaryota; Metazoa; Chordata; Mammalia; Carnivora; Phocidae
Source: RefSeq, a predicted model, not a curated record
UAGAAUUACAAGAUAGGGCUUUUGGUUUUUUUCUCUUUUUACUUUAUUUUUUAACCCUGCCAGAGAGUGGCAAGUUAAUAAAGAUUGGAAAUCCACAGGAUUAAUUUGUGGCCUCCAGCUAAGCCAAAUAUUAGUCUUGUGUUUUGGGGGAAAUUCAUUUAACUUCUCUGAGCCUCAGUUUUAUCAAUUACAAAUUGGGAAGAAUAGCUCUCUGUCUCACAGAAAUAAUGAUAUAAAAGUGUUUUGUGAAAAUGCUACAUUUUUACAAAUGUCAGGUUUUCAGAUAUGUCUUUAAGAGUGUGUAAUUUUUCCUCUCCCUGAGUCUGAAGAUUCCUUUGUGUUUUGAUUCUGACUUUUCAAUGCCCUGCAGCGCACUUAGGGCACAGACUAAUUGGCAUAUUAUGAUUCUUCCUGACUCAUCCUUGUUCCCUCCCUCUUCUUUCUCACUGUCUUUCAUUUCCUGGGAUUGUGUUGCUACAUUAGAAGUAAGUCUGUCUCCUGAAAAGGGCAGUACAAGUCCACUGUGGGCACUGUCUUUAACCUUGAAUCAGAGGAGGAGGAAUACCCUGGAAUUGUUGCCGAAGAUAGCAAUGACAUUUAUAUCCUGCCCAGUGACAACUCUGGACAAGUCAGUCCUCCAGAGUCUCCUACUGUGACUACUUCUUGGCAGUCAGAGAGCUUACCUGUUUCACUGUCAGCCAGUCAGAGUUGGCACACAGAAAGCCUCCCAGUGUCCCUAGGUCCUGAGUCCUGGCAGCAGAUUGCAAUGGAUCCUGAAGAAGUCAAAAGCUUAGAUAGCAACGGGGCUGGAGAGAAGAGCGAGAACAACUCUUCUAAUUCUGACAUUGUGCAUGUGGAGAAAGAAGAAAUUCCUGAAAGCGUGGAAGAGGCUGCCGUGGCAUCUGUCAUCCUGCCAACCAAGGAGCUGCGGGAGGCGCUCCCGGAAGCACCAGCUCCCUUGCUUCCACAUACCACUGCCGCUUCCUUGCUGGAGAUGAGGGAGCCCGACACAGAAGGGAUGACAGUGGAGACAGUCAGCCCUGCUCCGUCUUCGUUCAUGGAACUUGCUGAAGAAGAGAACUUGCUGAAGACAAAAGCAGCAACGGUUGAAUCUGGUGAACUGGAAGAGGAGGUGACCCCCGCACUGGAACCCACAGCAACACUGCUGAGUGAAGAGGAGAUGCGUGUGAGGAGAGGCGGCCUUCGAGAAGGCCCCUCCCCUGCAGGAGAAGGGAAGGCCAUCCCGCUGUCUGAGGGCAAGUCUAUCCUGCUGUUUGGAGGGGCCGCCGCCAUCGCCAUGCUGGCAGUGGCAGUUGGGGUCGCCCUGGCUCUGAGAAAGAAAUAGCAGACUUUUCAGAAGAGAAAGGAACCAGAAAAGGGGUCAGGUUUUAGCUGUUCUGACUGAAGUUGAACCACCAACAGCUGACUUGGACAUUUGUGGAACACUCUGGGAUAAUGGGGGACUUCUGCUCAACAAGGCAGUAGAUUGAUCCACAUAGUAGGGCUUCGGGUAGAGAGCAUUCACGUUUGUCUGAUUUUAAGUCCCAAGGGCCGUGGCUCCUGCUAAAUUCGGAAUCUUAUGCGUCAAGCACUCCCUCUAGAACAGGGUUUCUCAACCUUGGCAUUAAUGACAUCAUGAUUAAUUCUUCGUUGUAGGAGGCUGUCCUUUGCACUGUAGGAUGUUUAGCAAGAUCCCUGGCCUCUACCCAUUAAAUACAAGUAGCACCCUUCCCCCGGUUGUGACAAUCAGAAAUGUCUCCUGACAUUGCCAAAUGUCCUCCGGGGGCAAAAUUGUUCCCGUGGAGAGCCACAGCUCCAGAGGGAAAGGGUUAAUUUAGGAGAAUCUGGGAUAGAAAUUCCCAGGCAAAAGGGCUUAGCUGUGGGCUCCUCAGCUACUGAUUUGUUCCUGCCCCUGGAAUUUCAUCUUUCCUGGUGAACAUGCUGCGUUUUGCAGCCAUUCCUCUGUGGCUCCUCUUUUCUUCCCCACCUUCUCGGUCCUGUAGCAUGAGGGUGCUCUCCCCUAUGUCUCAGCUGCCUCUCAGGUACUACACGGCUCCUCUUCACCCCCAGGUGCUUUAUAAGGCCCCAUGGGAGAGUGCUUGGUCCGCACCCGUUAAGUCCCUGAUGCUUCCUCCAGCUCCACCUUGUAAAGAUGUUGCCGUUAGUCAUCUUAAAAAAAAUAAAUAUAAAAGAGACCUAGGGUUCCCUGCCUGUGGAUGCGAGGGCAAGUAGCUGGCUAGAGAGCGGUAUUUGUCUCAUUUAUAAGCAGGAUGACUUAGAUGGACGAGUGUCUUCUGGCCCUUUUGUGUGUGGCCACCCUUCUGAGCUUAUGGUUAACUUGCUGGCAGCAUCUCUGUUGCUGGAUGGUCACUGUCUAUAAUCUGGGCUGUGUGUUUUCCCUUUAUCUGGCCUCAGUCUUCUUACUGGUCAACCAGCCUCUCUGCGGUCUCUUCCCAUGUGAUAAGGAUUUUCAUACUUGGGCUUACAGAGCAAUUGAAUCAUAACUCAAUAAGAGUUAUACAGAAAAUCUCCCUAAAUACCAUUGAAAUAAAAAGUAGGAAAAGAGAAGCUUGAAUUUCUUGAGGCUACCCUUGAGAUUCUAAUUUGGCUUUCAGAGUUCAAGAAUAAGACUUCUUCUUCCCUGAACUCUUUACAGUCCAAAUGCCAGAGUGAUAAACCAAAAUGAUUCUAAUCAGUAUGUGCUAGUUGAGAAUCAGCAUAACUUUCUUUCAUCUGGCUGAUCCCAUCCCUAAUGGGGGGGUGGGACUGUGUCUUUUCAUGAGUGAGGGUCAGUGUCACUAUGCAGGACACACAUGCUUGAAACAGGUCAUCUCAGAUUUAUCUCAGUAAAUGUAACAAAUUACUUUUUAGAUCCUGAAAUUUGUAAUAAAAUUACUUUACUAUCCUGAUCACCAAAACUUGAUGUUUUAAAUGUGCUUUCUUUUUUAAAUUUAUUUUUUUUAAAUGAAAUCUUCUCCCUAAAGCAAUACUAUUUAAAAGUUGGUCGAGGAAAGGUCUGAAGUGUGUUUGUCUGUUCAGUUUUAUCAUGCAAUGUGUUUUUAUGUUCUGAGUUUUAGUGUCUUAGGGAGUGAUAUUUUUUAAGGGUUUUGGUGCACUUUGAUUAGGAUAGCUAGAAGUGAGCGGGGGGAAAUGGGAUUAAUGCAGUAAAGAUUAUUUUCCUCCUUGGACUCUGACAGUUGGCUCAGACAUUGGGUUACUCUGUAUUCUAAUUGCUACUUUUGUGUUUGCAUAGGGUAAGAGCAAACUGGUGAGCUAUCUUGAUUUUUUUUUUUCUUUUAUAAUAAAAUUUUUUCCUUCCAA